GAGGGACCAAGGCCACAGCUUCCAGACCUGGCCUCUUCUCCCAGCCAGCAUGAUGCUGCAGGCCUUGCUGCUGCCCCUGCUCUGGGCGGGGUCCCUGCAGGAGGAACCAAGCUACUGGCUGCAGGUGCAAGACUCGGUGACGGUGCAGCAGAACCUGUGUGCCCUGGUGCCCUGCUCCUUCUCCUACCCCCAGGACGGCUGGAACAACUCUACCCCCGCUUAUGGCUACUGGUACCGGCAGAACAAGACUCACAAAUUUGAUCACAAAGCAGAUGCACUUGUGGCCACAAACAACCCAGACAAGAAUGUUGGAGUGAGAACCAAACCACGUUUCCAGCUUCUUGGGGACGCCAGGCAUGGCAACUGUUCCCUGAAGAUCACAGAAGCCCACACGGGGGACAGUGGACUUUACUAUUUUCGUGUGGAGAGAGGAUCAAUGAAAUAUAAUUACGUGAAUCGGGUGCUUAGAGUGACUGUGACAGAACUGACACAGACCCCGGACAUCUACAUCCCGGAGCCCCUGGUAUCUGGCCACCCCAGUCAACUGGUCUGUUCCAUGGCCCACACCUGCAGUGGGGACACAGCCCCCAGAUUCUCCUGGCACGGAGCUGCCUUGAGGCCCCCAGGAUCAGGCUUGGGGGUUCACAGCCCCUCCCAGAUCCUGCUCAUACCGUACCCUCAGGACCACAACACCUUGCUCACCUGCCAGGUGACUUUUCCCACAACUGGCCUGACCAAGGAGAGGACUGUCCAGCUCAGCGUGUCCUAUCCUCCUCAGAACCUGACCAUCAGUGUCACCAGCGCCAAUGGCACAGUCCCCAUCACCCUCAUCCAUGCCCUUGCCACCUCCCUGCAGGAUAACAGCUAUGAGAACUGGCCAGAAAGCCCGCACUGCCCACACCCUGCUGCAGGCACAGCCACUCUGGAACAGGAGGAGGAGGAAGAGGAGGAGGAUGACUACACCCCCAUAGACUUCUAG
Molecule: messenger RNA, 979 nt
Organism: Octodon degus (degu)
Lineage: Eukaryota; Metazoa; Chordata; Mammalia; Rodentia; Octodontidae
Product: sialic acid-binding Ig-like lectin 14
Exons: 5
Coding region: 50-979 (309 amino acids)
Biological process (GO): cell adhesion
Cellular component (GO): plasma membrane
Molecular function (GO): sialic acid binding
Source: RefSeq, a predicted model, not a curated record